Messenger RNA from Exserohilum turcica Et28A, 1326 nucleotides. RefSeq lists its product as uncharacterized. Gene Ontology annotation, cellular component: ribose phosphate diphosphokinase complex; cytoplasm. Gene Ontology annotation, biological process: 5-phosphoribose 1-diphosphate biosynthetic process; purine nucleotide biosynthetic process. The coding region runs from base 1 to 1326 and encodes 441 amino acids. Lineage: Eukaryota; Fungi; Ascomycota; Dothideomycetes; Pleosporales; Pleosporaceae. The record is from RefSeq and is a predicted model, not a curated record. Gene Ontology annotation, molecular function: magnesium ion binding; ribose phosphate diphosphokinase activity. The transcript has 6 exons.
AUGAGGAACAUUGUGGUGCUUGGCGGAACUUCGCAUCCGCAGCUGACAGAGACCAUCUGCAACCACCUCGGCAUACCCAAGGCCAAGGUGCUGCUGGACAAGUUCAAGGGCGGCGAGACGAGGGUCGAGAUCCAGGAGAGCGUGCGAGGAAAGGACGUCUUCAUCAUCCAGUCGGGUGGUGGUAAAGUCAACGACCAUUUGAUGGAACUUCUCAUCACCAUCUCUGCAUGCCGAACCGCCUCUGCGAAGCGCAUCACCGCCGUGCUCCCCCUCUUCCCCUACUCGCGCCAGUCGGACAUUCCCUACAACAAGACGGGCGCCCCGCUGGCCAAGGUCCCUGGCCGCUCCAGGACCGGCACCUACUCGCUCGACUCGCACCCCCAGACGCCGCACCCAGGCCAGCCUGAGAGCGCCGGUCUCACAAAUGGCUCUGCAGCGCUGCACCACCAGCUCAGCAAGGUGAAGCUCGACGAGCGCAACGGCAUCACCUCGAAUCCUGCAAGCCCUGUCAAGACCAACGGCGUCAAGGGAGACAAGACUGCCUACUUCAACGGCGACCACGGCACCAACGGCACCAACGGCACCAGCGGCACGCAGACGCCUGGCACUCUGACUCGCCAAGCCACCAUUACCAAGCCCCCAGCCUUUGAGCCUCAGGUCGGAUACCGCCAAUGGGUCGCUCAGGCCGGUACUUUGAUUGCGGACCUUCUCACUUGCGCCGGCGCCGACCAUGUCAUUACGAUGGAUCUCCAUGACCCGCAAUACCAGGGAUUCUUCGAUAUCCCCGUAGACAACCUCUACGGCCGUCACCUUCUCCGCAAAUACAUCCAGUUCAACAUCCCCAACUACCAGCAAGCCGUGGUCGUCUCCCCUGACGCUGGUGGUGCCAAGCGAGCCACGGCCAUUGCUGAUGCCCUCGGCAUGCCCUUUGCCCUUAUCCACAAGGAGCGCCGCCCUACGCAGAUAAGCGACCGCCAGAAUGCGACCAUGAUGCUGGUCGGAGACGUGUCAGACCGUACAACAAUUCUCAUUGACGAUUUAGCCGACACGUCGAAUACCGUUACGCGCGCGGCAAAGCUAUUGAAGAAGGAAGGCGCUACCCAGGUCAUUGCGCUGAUUACGCACGGCAUCCUCAGCGGAGAUGCUAUUGAGCGCAUCAACGCCAGUGCGCUGGACAAGGUCAUUGUGACCAACACGGUGCCUCAGGACGAGCACAAGUCGAGGUGCCCCAAGCUGGAGGUCCUGGAAGUGGGCAAUGUCUUCGCCGAGGCCAUUCGCCGCGUCCACCACGGCGAGAGCAUCAGCGUGCUGUUCGAUUACAGUUAG